CGUUAUUCGCCAAUUCUUGCGUUGUUUUACAAUCAUUAGAAUAUACGUCUUGUUUGAGAAAACCCAUCGCGCACCAAUUGAAAAGGACACCAAGGAUUUUGGAAGACAGCCAAGGAUGACAGAAACGGCGAACCUCCGCAAUGAGGAUUUCCGGAAGCUGCUCAGCGCACCGAAAAAACCAGCCGCUGAGACUGCAGCUGCUGAAACUUCUCAUUCUUUUACCCAUCGACAUCAGCCAAAAUCCGAUAAGAAAAGAGGAGGAGGUGGUCAUAAGCAUAAAAAGGAAAAGAGUGAAUUCAAUGAAGAGGAAUCGAACUUGAAAGAAAUUAUGAAGAAUUAUCGGGAUCGCGCCCUCGAACGUCGGCUGAAGGGAAACGAUGAUAAUGAUGAGAUAGUCAAAUUAGCGGCGGCUUAUCGUGCAAUGCCUGGAGAUGCACGUGCAGUUACUGAUAAAGCAAAUUUGAGGAGGCAAGUUAUUGAGGAGUCAAAGUACCUUGGAGGAGAUAUGGAGCAUACUCACUUAGUAAAAGGUCUUGAUUAUUCACUGCUUAACAAAGUACGAAGUGAGAUCAACAAAUCGCAAGCGGAAGUCGAGGCUGAGGAUGAGCUAGAAAUGGCCUAUGAUCAAAAAGGUGUAGAAGCAGUAGAAAAGAUGUCAGAUAAUAAAAUGGUCAGAGGAAUCCAUCGAAUCUUGUUCAAAAACGAGCUACCAGCACGGAACGAAUUAUUUGGCAAGGGUCGAAUGGCGUAUGUUGUUGACAUGGAAGAUGAAGAAGCUGAAAUUCCUACAACUCUACUCCGGUCAUUGCACGAUUGUCCAAAAGCUGAAUCUAACGCUAACAUCAACGCCAACAACAUGUUGAUAUCAAAGCUGACCCAGGUGCUCUCAUAUCUCCGCUCUGAUCAUAAAAAGAAGAAGAAGCCUGAUAUGACGGACGAGGAGGUGAAGAAGUAUCAGUCUCAGAGCAUUUACGAGAACGAGGGUGAAUAUGCGCCGAAAAGGGAUAAGGAUCGGGAUCGCAAAGAUAAGGACAGGGAUCAGAGAAAAGAUCGCAACUAUUUCGACGCAAAGGAUGAUCGCGCCAAGAGAGAUGACCGAGAUAGGAGGGAUAGAGAUCGCGAUAGGCGUGGCGGCCGUGAUUUUGAUCGCCGCGAUCGUGAUCGUGACAGAGAGCGCGAUCGCGAACGUGAUCGCGAAAAGGAGCGUGAACGCGAAAAGGAACGCAAAGAGAGGGAAGAGCGAGAUAAAGAAAAACGAUUAGAGGAGAAAAUAGAGAAAAGAAGAAAGGAGGCUGAGAUGGGAGGCUACGAUGAGUGCUAUCCUGGUGGAAUGGCUGAAUUGGGCGGAGGUUGGGAUUCUGAUGAAGAAGACCUGACUAUGAUGGAUAUGGGGUCAAAGAAAUCCACCAUUAAGCGAUGGGAAUUUGACAACGACGACGAUUAUGAAAAAUUCCAGGGCUCGCGAGAAGCUAUGCCAAAAGCUGCUUAUCAGUAUGGUGUCAAGACAGGUGAUGGAAGGAAGACGAGAAAGAGUGUGGAUGUAAACAAGAAAAUCGAUAAAGAGCUAAAUCAGAUCAAUAAAUUGAUUGAAAAACGGAAGAGCGGGCUAGAAGAUGACAGGGACUACAAACGUCCGAAGUUUUGAGGAACAACCUUUUCAGCAUGUAUUUUUUGACGUGAACACAUACACUGUUUGCAAGUUAUUUUGGUCCCUUUAUGAAUAUAAAUAAAGACGUAUAGC
Molecule: messenger RNA, 1741 nt
Organism: Cylicocyclus nassatus
Lineage: Eukaryota; Metazoa; Nematoda; Chromadorea; Rhabditida; Strongylidae
Source: the annotation of a GenBank genome assembly